Messenger RNA from Aspergillus ruber CBS 135680, 1668 nucleotides. RefSeq names its product F-box protein. The transcript has a single exon. NCBI's taxonomy places the organism in Eukaryota, Fungi, Ascomycota, Eurotiomycetes, Eurotiales, Aspergillaceae. The coding region runs from base 86 to 1462 and encodes 458 amino acids. The record is from RefSeq and is a predicted model, not a curated record.
AGCAGACUAAACAUAGAAAAAGCCGAAAAUUCGCCCCAGAAAACAAGCCUAAAACGUGACAUCAACCCAAAAUAAAUCAGAAAAAAUGUACCUACCAAACGAAACUCUCCUCCUUAUCGGUCAGCAUAUCGACCCGCUCAUCAAAAAACCAAAUUAUCUCGAACUCGCCCGUGUCUGUCGCCACUGGUACUCUCUCUUCACCCCUCAGCUCUACAGUGAUAUCCGGAUAGACGCGUCCCAGCUUCCUGCUCUGGUCAGAUCUGUCCAUGAAAAUCCGAGACUGGGCACUUAUAUCCGAAGAUUCAUUCUAAGAUGGUGGGAUUCAUGGGACGAAGAAGAAGGAGAUUAUGAUCCUGAGCUCCUGCGCUUCCUGGCUAAAAAAGCAAGCCAUUCGCUAGAAGAAGCAGAAAAAUGGAAAACCAGUCUGAAAAAGACUAAUACCGACGCCUGGUUUGCUGUAUUACUGAUGUACAUGCCUAAUAUGACUACCUUGGAUAUCGAUCAUUCAGGAAAUAGUGACUUUGUCAAACGAAUGUUGUGUCGCGCAGCGUAUCGAGAAAAGCCAUUCGACAGAAUUCCAGGAUUGCAGAAUCUCGAAACAGUGCGAAUUCCCAACGAAGACCGAAACAAGGCUUUUUAUCCAGCAUGUGAAAUUGUCCCAUUCUUUCACCUCCCGAAAGUACGGUUCUUGCAGGGGGAAACCGUGAUUGAGAAUGAAUAUGACAAGAGGGAUGAUCAUCCAGCUCAGAAAGCAGCCAAAGGGACAUCACCCAUCCAGAGAAUCAAAUUCAAUAACUGCAAUGGAAGGAAGGGGUUCACUGAAUUCAUCGCGUCCUGUGCAAAUCUCCAAGAAUUCGAAUAUCAACAUUCCAAUCAGGAGAUUUGGGGCGAGACUUAUAUAGGAUUUCGGCCGUGUUUGUUUUACAAGGCGCUUCUUACGCAGAAACACAGUUUACAAGUACUUCGAUUGAAUGAUGGGGGAGACCAUGAAAUGACUGACAUGGGGGAAGAGGGAGAGGAAGAGGAAGACUCACAUCCAGACGACUGGUUUGGAUCAUUGAAAGAAUUCAUUUAUCUGCGUGAACUACGCAUUCGAAUUCGCAAUUUAUUCGACUAUGGCAGGGAGAAUAAGACACCUUCUCUUUCCUUACAAGAAAUACUUCCGAGCAGUCUGGAGUACUUAGUCUUGGCAAACUACGAUGUCCUUCAAUACUCUGUCAUCAACAGCAAUCUACACGAGCUCCUAUCUCGUCGCGAGGAGUUCCCCAAUUUGCGGAAAAUAGAAAUCCAACCAGGCGAGGCGGAAAGAAUCUAUCCUGCAAAAAGUGUGAUUUACUGGAAAGAUAAUUUCCAGGCUCCAAUUGGUGCUCGGGAAUCGUUUAGAGAAAUUGAGAGGGUUUGUGGGGAGGUGGGAGUUGAAUUUGGAUAUUGUUUUGGGGGUAUGAUUCGUGUACUAUCAUAAUGGGUUAACUAAGCCUACCAUAAAAAUUUUUGGUUGUAUUACCCUUAGAAACGUGUGUAACACAACAUAGAACCAAUGGCCACUAAAGCAGUACUCAUCUUAGACUUGUCCCACGGUCUUAGUUUGACUUGACCCAGCCUAGAUUCCUGCGGGUGCUUUGCCACCACCAACAAUCCAAACCCAGAGCGAGUGAAGCUGAUCGUGGU